AUGAAGCCAAGAAUCUUCUACAUGCCUCAGUCCGCAUACACAGCUCUUCGAAAGGAAUGUACCAAAGAGUUUGGUGCGGCCGAAAUCUCCGGAAACGAUCUCAUCUGCGCCUUGAUUUUCCGGAGCCUUAUAAGAGCUUCAACGAGCUUAAAUGUCCGGGAAUCUAACGGAAUCGCACCGAAAGUGGCCUCAUUAUCUUUGCCCUUUGACGGACGGCCGAAGCUCUUGCAGUCGAUGAACACUCUUUAUCUUGGGAAUAUGAACUUCGAGAACAGGCUUACCGUCCCUGUUGAAAUCCUCAUUGCCUCAACCACGAGCAUCCCAUGGGUUGCCAAGGCUAUCAAUGCGCAUGCCGAGAGCUCUGCCCACCCAAGUGCGCUUCUGGCUGCCUAUGACCUGGCGCGGUCUACUACGGAAUAUGACAAUCAUAAUGGAUUGCGCGCAGCGCGAAUGUCACCAGCAUCUGCCUCUGUUGGGGUGAUGUCGCCAAUGACACUUCCUUUCAAUGAUACCUGUUUUGGGAAACAGGUAUUUGGAAACAAUGGAAACCCGGAAGGGUUCCGACCGCUCAUGGGUUCUUGCAAUCGCGGCUACCGUACUUGCUUUGUCAUUCCUCGCAAGAAGGCCGGUGGUAUUGAGUUCGUUAUGACUUUGUACGAGGAGAAGAUGGACUUCUUGAGCGCGGACGACGAAUUUAGUCGCUAUGCUUUCUCUUUUUCGUAG
Molecule: messenger RNA, 723 nt
Organism: Penicillium maclennaniae
Lineage: Eukaryota; Fungi; Ascomycota; Eurotiomycetes; Eurotiales; Aspergillaceae
Exons: 1
Coding region: 1-723 (240 amino acids)
Source: RefSeq, a predicted model, not a curated record